GAUAACACCCGAAUCACUUUCCCGAAGACUACCCAGGCUAAGGAUAACACCCGAAUCACCAUCCCCAAGACUACAGAGCCGAAGGAUAACACCCGAAUCACCAUCCCCAAGACUACUGAGCCGACGGACAAUACCCAAAUCCCUGAGAGUACUCAGACUAAGGAGAAACCGCUUGUAACCUUGCCAAAGACUGAUGGGGCUAAGGAUGAUAACCUGGUUACGUUUCCUGUGACUGCGAACACGAAGGACAAUGGUCUUAUCACCAUUGGUGAAACUACGAGCGAAACUCAGACGACUUCAUCUCCCUCAAGGCACGUUCGCCCUGUAGACCCAACUCUGACCAUUCCUGCAUCCGAGUGCUCUAGCCCCACUGAUCCUUGCCGAACUAGCACGGAGUCGUGCGGGGAGAAGGACCAAUGCGGAUGCAAAAAUGGCUGUGAGGGCAAACAUGGUAUUGAGUUAAGAAUUCAUGAUCAGCCGAAGAUGGUCAGAAUUGCAGUUGAUAACUAG
Messenger RNA from Gregarina niphandrodes, 510 nucleotides. RefSeq lists its product as hypothetical. The transcript has a single exon. Lineage: Eukaryota; Apicomplexa; Conoidasida; Eugregarinorida; Gregarinidae. The record is from RefSeq and is a predicted model, not a curated record. The annotation marks the transcript as partial.